AGUUAGUGUGCGUCAAGUUGAUGUGCGUGUGUCCAGCGUAUAGCGUAUGUAUCAGUACGUCAGUUUCCAACCGCCACGUCUGAAUAUUUAUUUACAAUGAGUGCGUGGGUGCAAUACUUUAAAUCCAUUCCAACGCAUAUGGAUUACGAUGGUCAAGCUAGAGCUGAGAAAUUGUCAAGAGUCAUCAUAACAUUAUUUGGUGUCGUUGGCCUAGUCUGGGGAUAUGUCAUUCAACAAUUCUCACAGACUAUCUAUAUUUUGGGUGCCGGUUUUGUUAUGGCAGCGUUAAUUACUGUACCUCCAUGGCCUAUGUACCGUCGCAAACCAUUAGAGUGGCAAAAGCCACAAUCUGAAGUUACAACCAAACUCAAAAAGAAAAAAUAAUCGUGAAAUAUUCUUGUGGCACCAUAAAUGCAACUUAAUACGAUAAAAUAUUGUGGAAAUAUUCAGAGAUAUGAAUCUGAUUGCUGAAAGUGAAAAUUUAUAUGCAUUACUGAGCAUUUGUCUUCAUGCAUUUGUUUUUAUAAGAUUAUAAAUAUUUUUAAUGUCUGAAUGGAAGUACAUCAGAACAAGUAUGAAUGUGAGACAUUUCUUUAACAUAUAUGUAUUAUUUGUAUAUUAAUAUCUAUUGAUUAUACAAGUGCAAAUAGCAAAUAAAUAUAAAUAGUGAUAUGUGAAUAUGAACCGAAAAGAAGAAUCAAAGAAGUUAAGAAUCAAAUAUGAAAUCUACCAUCAAUCAAUUAUAUACAACAAAAAUAGCUUUAUUUUUCCUUCCUUUAUAUAUUCUUUAUGUAAUAAAAUUAUAGCAUCAG
Linepithema humile (Argentine ant) is the source of this 812-nucleotide messenger RNA. RefSeq names its product Signal peptidase complex subunit Spase12 (gene Spase12). Gene Ontology annotation, biological process: protein targeting to ER. The record is from RefSeq and is a predicted model, not a curated record. NCBI's taxonomy places the organism in Eukaryota, Metazoa, Arthropoda, Insecta, Hymenoptera, Formicidae. Gene Ontology annotation, cellular component: signal peptidase complex; endoplasmic reticulum membrane.